UUCUCAUCGCUCGCGGUUCGCUACAUGUCGGUCGCGUAAGUCGCAUCGGACGGAACCCAGAGAGCUCUCACAUCUGUGGGUGUGUGUGAGCGCCUGAACCGAAGUUCGUAUGUAAUACGCGAGCCGUCGUCGUGGUCGCCGUCGUCGUCGUCGUCGCAGAGAGAAAGAGAGAGAUAGGGAGAGCCAAAGCCGCUAUCUCGUUCUUGGGCUCCUUGUUGGCUGAGCAGCCACUGCUUUAGCUCUCACGGCGCGCGAGAAGAGAUUGUGUCUGUGUGUAUCUCCUGCGGGGUGCGAACCGUAAACGCCAUUUUAGCUCGAGCAAGUGUAUUCUGUGUACUGUGUUGUGUCUGUGAGUGGUGUAAAGAGAAACCUCAUCGCCAUAGGCUUAUCGUUAACCGAGUGCGUAGCUCUUGAGAGUGAAUACACACGACUCGACGCCAGUCAUCCGUCAUGCGACAGCACCGGACAUUAUGGUACCUAUAAAUCGGUGAGCCGUCAACUCGGCGUCACCUCGGAGAAAGACAAGCGCAUCAGCACCUCUGCCACUGCAGGAGGCAAUUGAACAAGAAGAAGAAUGCCGCUACCUAAGCGAGUAGUGGAGCCGGUGCACGUGGCACGUGGCACGAUACCCGAGGACUUCCCAUUGCCGUCGGAACUGGAGGCAGUAACGAAUGGCACCCUGGCCAACACGAUCAGGCAGCUAUCGAGUUUGUCGAGGCACGCCGAGGAUUUGUUCGGCGAGCUCGCCAAGGAGGCACACAACCUGAGCGAUCGUGCUAAUUCGCUUCAGGCGAGGAUCGAUAGGCUUGCCGUCAAGGUCACUCAGCUCGACAGCAAUGUCGAGGAAGUUUCGCUACAAGACAUCCAUAUGCGCAAGGCCUUCAAGAGUUCCGUAGUGUUCGAUCAGCAGGUCGUCUCAAGGGAUACAAUGCCCACUGCUAUGCUCGAGACUUACCAACAGUGCGACAUGCCGCCACCCCUUGACAAGCUCAACGUUUACAGGGAGGACGGAAAGGAUGGUUUGAAGUUCUACACCGAUCCUAAUUACUUCUUCGAGCUGUGGAGCCAAGAGAUGCUUAAGGAUACCGAGAAAAAAUUGCACGAUCGAGGCAAGAAGACCGAGUCAGAAUAUGCCGAACCGUUCAGAGAGCCGCACAGGCCUCGGAACGACGGUGGAAGUGGAGGAGGAGGUAGCAGACACAAGAAACGUGUAAGGCAGCCGCACAAUACUCGCGAGCGUCAACGACAAAUUGCUGUAGGCCAUGGCGAAUACAUAAUGCCACCGCAAGGAAUUCAGUACCGAGCGCAACACGCUAUUCCCGACGAAGCUUUACUUGGUAUGGUGAUGACGGAUCCACGACCACCACGGCCCAAUAGCAUCGAGUUGAGGCGUAGCUAUCCGCCUGAGGAACAUCAACUCUACAGCCCGCCUAUAACUGGGCACUACGGCCAAGCGAAUUAUGCCGCUCAGUUACAAGGCUACGAGGAUAGCGCGUACGGUUCACACUACGCACCUGGCCAAGGCCACUCAGGAAGCGACACUUACCAGAGUCCUGGAGGUCCAGGAACACCAAGUCGAAGGAAUAGGCCAUCGCAGCCACCACCUGCACCUCCCAGCAAUGCGUCUAGCAACUCGACGCCGACAAUUGCUUCGGCGAACAAUACACCAACUAGGGGCAGGUCCAUGAGUACUGGUAGGGACACUUUACCUCCACCACCGCCGCCUCCUGGUGAAACUAUGUCGCCACCUGCGAUGAAUGGUGCUUUACCAUCGCACUUGCUCCAGAGAAACGGUAGCCGUUCGAACAGUCCGCUGCCGAAUCAUCAGUCAACGCCCACAGCGGGUAUGAUUCACAUAGGUCAGAUGAUGCCAAUGGGGACCGAUGAAACGGAAUCGGUGGCGCAAGAUCUUCCACCACCACCUCCGACUCCCGAUCCUGCGCCACCUCGACCAGUUUCGCCACCGUGCAAUAUACCACCACCCCCACCGCCACCACCUCCGCCGCCAAUUUCCAAUGGUCCACCACCGUCGCUUAGUCAGAUGCCUAUUACUAAUGGCGACAUCGCUAAAAUGAUCGUCAACAAUCCACCAAUUCUCAAGCCAGUCAAGAACAUCAUUGAUGGCCAGCUAAGGAAGCCCAACAAUCCCAAUAUACCUGCUGUGGUCGACCCGAGGAACGAUCUACUAAAAGCUAUUCGAGAUGGUAUUAAACUGAGAAAGGUAGAGAAAAAUGAACAAAAAGAAGUAGAGCGAGUAAAUGCACUGAAUGACGUGGCAUCUAUCUUGGCUCGACGAGUAGCAGUGGAAUUCAGUGACAGCGACUCAGCUUCCGAAAGCGAGUGCGAUAGCGAAGGUUGGGGCGAACAUGAUACAACCGCAACUAAUGCCGCGUGACCCUCCACUCUCACAACAAGGGUCUCAGCUGUUUAAAGCCGAAAGGAAAUGGACGCCUUGUGUCGUUUGCUUGUUCGGAUUUGUCGAUUAUGCAGUAAAGUGUUUGUGCGUGCGUGUCAUACACGGCAGAUAAUCUCAGUUUUCGUUGUGGAUAACGUUAUACUGCACAGCUCAUUAAUUUAGAUGUUUUCCAUAUUUUUCAUUGUAAUUGUUUAUGAUAGAGCUUCAAUAUCAAAAAAUAUACAAAUAUCUUGAGGAGAAUUAAUAUAUUUAUACAAAAAUAGUUUUAUAUUUAAUGAAAAAAAAAGUUCCAACUUAGUUUUUUAAUGUUUCUGAAGUGCUAAAAUAGAAAAUAUUUAAUUUUUUGUUUGUACAAAUUUUGCACGAUAAUUUCGUACUUCGUCGGUGAUUUUUACGAUGUUCAUGUAUUAUUAUUAUUGGGUAGUAGAUGCUUGUCAAUGUUAUUAAUCCAUGUUUUCGUAUACUAUUUUGAACGUAACUAUUUCAAUUUUUAAUAAUCGAAUAAUGAUUCGCACAAAUGUGAAUACAUAUUUCUUAGAAAUAACGAAAACUGCGGAUUUCUGCAAUCAACCGAUAAAACGAUUAUACAAACUAUUCACACACUUCGCUUUGAUAUGAUACUGUAGCUAGGUAGGUGACAUUUAUUAACUACCAAAGUAUUGCCGAACGUUUCUUCUUAAUCUCAUUAAAGCAAGUAUUUCCAUGUUAACGUAAUAAAUGAGCUCUCAAACUUAUACUAUUGAACUUUUAUAAAAAUGCCAAGAUUAUUUUAUAAUUAUUUUUAAUAUUUGUGGCUAUGUUUGCAUUUUAAUUACUCCAGAGAGCAAUAUUUUUCAUAACAAAUCGCAUUUGAAGUUGUACCGAAUUCGCGAUUGAAUUUCGGUACGGCAACUAUUGUUUUGUAAAAGAAACUUACUUUUAUUGUUGAAUAGAAAUAGUUUUAAAUGUGUACGAAGGACAAACGUAAUGAAAUCUAUAACGCACAGAGAAUGAAAAUGUUUGAGAAAAAAUAAGAAAGUACGUGUCUCGGCACAUUCCGCAUUCCGCGUUUUUCGCUUUUUUAGAUUAUUUACUUACCCAUGCUUAUAACCGAACGUAAAUAAUCUAGUCUCAGAUAACGCAAAUUAAGAAACAAAAUGGUAAUUAUAUAAAUAACAAAAGUUACGCAAAAAGUGUUUCAAAAAGUUUUGAGUCAAACCAAAAUUUUUCAUUAAUUAUAAGACGCAGUGAAUUUAUAAGUAAUCGAACUUUUUUUAGAGAAAUAUUUUUAGUUCUUAAUAAAUUCCAUCAAAAGAAGAGAGUAAAGCAUUAUAUAUAAACUGUUAAUCUAUGAUGAAUGAAUGUAUCAAUCAAUAUUUCUUGGAAAAAAGCAAAAUAAUUGUGAUUUAUUUCCAUCGAUAAUGCUAAAAUUAAGGAACAAAUGGGAUCUGGAGUGCGUAUAGCUAGAGGCAAGGUAACUAAAAGAAUAGCAGGAGGGUGUCGCAUAAAGAUUAUAUAAGCGAGAAAAAGUAUAUCAAAUAGAUAUAUUAUAUCAGUCGUUAAGAUUAUAUAGCCAUGAUCUUACAUGUUGAAAUAAUGCUAAUCGUACUUUGAGAAAUAAUUUCGAAGAGAAAUGUAUGAAAAAAAUUCUGUCUUCGAAAAAAAAACAUCACAAUAGCUAUAUAAGCUACAAUAACCGUGAAAGUUGUAGUUCACGGUAAAAGAGCCUUGAAUAGGACAGAUUUUGUAUGCAUGUAGCGACAACUGAACCAAUGCAUGUUUGAAUAUGGUAAAGCGACGUCAAAAUGUGGUUAAUAUAUUGGCAUCGUCUUCGUUCUUAAAAAGUUUUUGUAUAGAACCGAGUGUAUAUCCGAAUCGUACGAAUGUGUGGGUGAUUUUUUUCGUGCAUCAGGCAGAAGGAUUGUUACAUACCGAAUCCUUGAAGGAUUCAGCAUUAAUGUGUGAUUCAUUGGCAACGACACCUGUACAUUUUUUCUUCUUUCUAUCGAACGGCGAUUUAACCGAAAGAAGCGCGCCAGUUAUAUGAAAGAUUAUAGUAUAAUGUAGGCGAUUAAUUGAUAAUUUUUUCUGUAACAUGUUUAUGUAUAAAUAUAAAAUUUAUAAUAAGCUCUAUAUAUAUAUGAGAAUAAAACAUGAAACUCUCUACUGUAAGAACUUUAGAAUUUAUAAGUAUUUUAGCUAGACAUGUAACUCGCCAACUACUCUACAGUAUUUAACAGGGGGAAAAGUAGUAAAAAGAAACGGUUUAAUCUGAAAAAACUUGGUGAAAUGUCGAUUAUUUUCCAUGAGACGAUAAAAUCUGAGCUACCUAUGUUAUCUGUUUUUAAAACUUCAGCCCACACAAACUAUCGAUUAAUGUUUAAUCGCUGUGAAUCGUGAUCUUAUAAAAAGAAAUAUCUAAAUGUUACUGAAGAGAAACAGUUUUUCGAUACAGCUUUGUAAAUGGUAAAAAGAGGAAAUUUCAUACUGUAUUUUUCAAGUGAAUUUUCCGUCAGUCCAGCUUUUUCGAUACAAACAAAACGCGACCCCAUUGCCUUAGGGCUCUUUAGACUCAUCUUCAUUGUAGCGUGAAAAAAAAUCAGCGGUCUUUUAAACAUUUAUUGUUUUUAACUUCUCGAUGUCUGUGGUUUAUCUCUUGUGAGCGCUGGAUUUGCAAUUUUAUAACGGGAAAGGGUAAAAAUGGGAAUAGGGGCGAGUGAAGCAAUCGCAACAAGAUGUAUUUAUUCAAACGGAUGAUAAUCAACAGAAACGAGGUAAUCAGAAUUACAUGUCCCGUAAUGCAACAUAAACGCGCAGUGAUCGCUACAAUAAAUACGAGAAAUGAAAAAUAAAUUAAUGAUUGUAUCACUACUGUCGUCAUUAAUACAUUUGUAGUAAAAAGAAAACAACUGUACAGAGCCGAAUAAAA
This is a messenger RNA of Phymastichus coffea, 5324 nucleotides long. RefSeq names its product actin-binding protein WASF3 (gene SCAR). Lineage: Eukaryota; Metazoa; Arthropoda; Insecta; Hymenoptera; Eulophidae. The record is from RefSeq and is a predicted model, not a curated record. The transcript has 9 exons. Bases 575 to 2395 code for a protein of 606 amino acids. Gene Ontology annotation, biological process: positive regulation of Arp2/3 complex-mediated actin nucleation; actin cytoskeleton organization. Gene Ontology annotation, molecular function: actin binding; protein kinase A regulatory subunit binding; Arp2/3 complex binding. Gene Ontology annotation, cellular component: SCAR complex; cytoskeleton.